This is a messenger RNA of Mercenaria mercenaria, 790 nucleotides long. RefSeq lists its product as uncharacterized. Lineage: Eukaryota; Metazoa; Mollusca; Bivalvia; Venerida; Veneridae. The transcript has 3 exons. The record is from RefSeq and is a predicted model, not a curated record. The coding region runs from base 377 to 790 and encodes 137 amino acids.
GUCACUUUCUGAGUAUUCACUUUUAAUGGGUUUUUGAGAGAAAUUAUUUUCUGUUUUGUUCCAUGAAUGGUUAAUAACUAAAGCUAUAAAUAAAAUAACAGUAAAAAAAUAAUUCCCUUUAAUUCUUAAUUGCACAAAAUUCUUUGAAAUCGCUGAAAAAUACCAAUAGCUUCCUUUUUACAUUCACUACUGAAUCUAAACAAGGAAGAAAAUACAUACAAAUUAUUCGACCAUGAAUGCCAUUAUUUACCCGUCGUUUAUAUAGACAAAAUUGUUAGUUUAUCAUAUAGAAAUCAUAUUAAAAGUAUUUUAUUUUAUGAUUUAGCAUGUAUCACUUUGUGGAUUAUUUCAUUUAGGAUAUUGAACUAUAUCUAACAUGAAAAUGUGUGCUAUUUUGUGGCAUAUAUUAUUCUUCCUGCUGAGGUUUACAACAGAAUCAAACAGCCAACCAGGAUUCUGCAGAGACAAGCCAGUUGUGAAAUUCUGCACUGAUUAUGGAUUGACAAAUCUAACAGAUAUAAACAUAGACACAGUCAGCGUCCCACGUUAUGAGGAAAACUUUUGUGAAUGUGCCAUAUUACCUUUCGUCUCUGGAAUUAUAUUUACAUUUUCAUACUAUAACAAAGAGGUUCCAAGAAACAUGGUUUUCAAAAUAGAUUCUGCUCUGCUCUCUUCGAAAGAAGCCACCACCGUAAGGAUUACUGACAGAGCAAAGCUUUCGCUUCUCACUACAAAGAACUACACCAGUGAAGGAACAUGCUUAAUUGUUUCCACAGGUAUCGUGCUUUGA